Messenger RNA from Pecten maximus, 792 nucleotides. RefSeq lists its product as uncharacterized. NCBI's taxonomy places the organism in Eukaryota, Metazoa, Mollusca, Bivalvia, Pectinida, Pectinidae. Bases 1 to 792 code for a protein of 263 amino acids. The record is from RefSeq and is a predicted model, not a curated record. The transcript has 2 exons.
AUGCCGAGACCAGAGAGCACAGGGGUAUCUACACAGACCUCCCCCACAGGAGUAUCUACACAGACGUCCCCCACAGGGGCAUCUACACAGACGUCCCCCACAGGGGCAUCUACACAGACGUCCCCCACAGGGGUAUCUACACAGACGUCCCCCACAGGAGUAUCUACACAGACGUCCCCACAGGGGUAUCUACACAGACGUCCCCCACAGGGGUAUCUACACAGACGUCCCCCACAGGAGUAUCUACACAGACGUCCCCCACAGGGGUAUCUACACAGACGUCCCCACAGGGGCAUCUACACAGACAUCCCCCACAGGGAUAUCUACACAGACCUCCCCCACAGGAGUAUCUACACAGACGUCCCCACAGGGGCAUCUACAUGGACGUCCCCCACAGGGGCAUCUACACAGACCUCCCCCACAGGAGUAUCUACACAGACGUCCCCACAGGGGCAUCUACACAGACGUCCCCCACAGGAGUAUCUACACAGACGUCCCCCACAGGAGCAUGUACACAGACGUCCCCCACAGGAGUAUCUACACAGACCUCCCCCACAGGAGCAUGUACACAGACGUCCCCCACAGGAGUAUCUACACAGACCUCCCCCACAGGAGUAUCUACACAGACAUCCCCCACAGGGGUAUCUACACAGACGUCCUCCACAGGAGCAUCUACACAGACGUCCCCCACAGGAGAAUCUACACAGACGUCCCCCACAGGAGAAUCUACACCCCACAGGACAUCUACUCCACUACACUCUCUUCAUUUACUAUAUAUGUAAAUGGUAUUAA